This is a messenger RNA of Centruroides sculpturatus (bark scorpion), 4880 nucleotides long. RefSeq names its product rhoGEF domain-containing protein gxcJ-like (gene RhoGEF64C). The record is from RefSeq and is a predicted model, not a curated record. Gene Ontology annotation, molecular function: guanyl-nucleotide exchange factor activity. The transcript is spliced from 15 exons. Gene Ontology annotation, biological process: positive regulation of Rho protein signal transduction. The coding region runs from base 635 to 4429 and encodes 1264 amino acids. Lineage: Eukaryota; Metazoa; Arthropoda; Arachnida; Scorpiones; Buthidae.
CGGAGCGGGUUCGGACUAUUUGCAUACACGAGGACGCGCGUGCGUGUAACGUCACUCGGUCGAGACUAGUUACGUAAGAAUGAGAUUGGAGAAGGUUGGUUGUAUAGACACCAGAUGGCGGUAAGAGCGGGUGGCGGGUCGACUAGACGGAAGCGGGAGACGUGCCGCUAGUGCGAAAAAAAAAAAUAAACGCGCAUCGAUUGGGGAUGCGAAGUGACGUGUCGUAUGUUCCCGCACGUCGCCGUGAUCCACUUUCGCCCCUCUUGUUCCAUUUGCCAUCCCGUAGACAGGAAACAAUCGCCAACUCGGGGUCAGGUGAACAAACGGAACACCGGAUAGAAGUCGUCGGACAGGUUUUUGGCGAACCAGCCCCGGUUCACCACUCGUUACAGUCGGACUCGGACGCUUUUUGUGGUCAGGUGAUUCGCGGCGCACGGUCGGGGGAUGCACUUCCUGUGUCCACAAUAUGGAUCCGGCGUGACAAAAGACGUUUAAAUUAUAAAGACCACCCCGAGAUCUCGAACGGUAAUGCCGGAUUGCCAGGGGAAAUUGUCGGCACCGAUUACGUCUGGAAUUCCUAUUUAAAUAUAACAGCACUACGCUUUACGGAUACGGGAUAUAUCAGACUAAAAAAAUGGAAGCUUAUGGGGGAUCCACUAACAGUAGGAGAGUUUUUGGUUGGAAGAAAACGAAGCGAAAACAGCACAGACAACCGAUGGACAAGUAUGGAUCCGUUAGCAGUAUAUAUUCUUAUCGUUCUCCAUCUUAUUUAUAUGGAUCGGUAUCAUCCAGACAGUAUCCCUGGGAUACUUACGUUGACGUGCAAGAACCUAUUUAUGAAGACGUGAUGAUGGUUUCUGGUAACGAUAGUUGUACGUGCGAAAGCCCUAUUUAUGCCGAAUUAUAUGGACCAAAGAAAAAGAAGAAAAACGAAAACAUUAGUGAUAGAAGAACAAACAAAAAGUUUAUUAGGGCUUUAGAAACGCGCGAUCCAUUUAGUUCUAUAGCUUCUAGAAAAUCUAUCUUAGAAUGUGAUGUGACUGCUUAUGACUUAGUGACAAAUUACCUCAAAUCGAAAGGUCCUUUAGACAGCGAUCUCGACGAUAACUUAAGUGAUAAUGCCGUAGAAGAGAGUGGAGAAAAUACUGUUACUUCACCUCCGGGUUCUACAAUUUCCGAAUCCGAAAGUGGUAUAUAUUCGCAUAUUCGUUUAGCUGGGUAUGGUGUAAGAAUAGGAACGAGUUCGGACAGCACGUCGUCUACUCAGUGCAGCAUAGCCUCCGACGACGGUAUUUAUUCGUUGCCGGAACCCGACUACGACGAUAGCGACGAAGACAUUCCUAGAUUUAAAGAUUUAAAAAUUACAAGUUCUCCACUUCUCGUUCGAAAGCGGUUAUCGGAAAAAUUACAUCAACCGACAAUGAGAGCAGAAGUCGAAGAAACUAAAUCGACGGCUAAAAUCACGGUUCAACCCGUUUCCAAUAAGAUAGAAAACGAAAAAUCCACGCCUACUGUUGCCGUCAGGAUUCGAAAUUCCCCUAAAUCUCUAUCGGAAGUGAAAUCCAUCCUUAAGAAAACUGAUAACGUUUCCGAAAUUUACGUCAAUAGAUUACAGUUUCCUAUCGUUUCCGAUAAAGAAUGCAGGAAAAAGAAACACGUCCACUUCAAAUCUUCGUCCAGAGAAAGUCUCAAUUAUAACGAAGAUACGGAUAAUGUAACCGUAACAGAAAUUAAAAACGAAAAGAGUAAUAGUCAGCAUCACGAUAACAAUGGCUUUCAAACUGUAGAAGACUAUUUACAGACGAACAAACGCAGUGAUUUUAGUGAACUUAACGGUUUCAGGACUAUCACGCCGGCACCUAAAAAUCAUUUGACUGUACAGUGCAUCAACGACACGGAGUUUCUAAGAAACGCCAAAGAAAAAACUAGUGAAUUGGUAGUCGGUGAUUAUCACGUGUCUAAUGAAAUCCGUAUCAAUAAUAAUAAUACUCAAAGUAACUUAAAUUCCAAGCCCAAUCAACAAGCGAAUGUAAUAUGUAUUCAAAAUGGUAAUGAAUCGGUCCAUUCAAAAAACGGAAACUUUUCCCCCACCGUCAAUACAGAUGUGUGGGGGACUUUCUCAAAAAACCAGGAUAAAAAUGAAUCUCAGAAUAUUUCUGUUAAUCUAGAACCUGUUGAGAAACAAAACAAAUUGCAACCUAUGGAUAAAAAAGAAAACAAAAGUAAUGGAAUACAAAAUAAUGAAGUAGUUAUCAUACCUUGUGAAGUUCAGGUGACUACUUCUGAAUCAGAAAAUAUUCAAUGUGAACAAUUUAGCAAUGUUAUAAAAAUUCAGAAUGAUCCAAACAAUAUUAAAAUUUUAAUGAGUAAUGAUGAUUGCUCAAUGGAAAGUAAAUCUGCAGAACAAAAAACUGAAAUUUAUGUAUCACAUCAUAACACCGUAGAUGUUUGUUCAAAUAAUUCAGAAAAUGAAGAAUGUUUACAAAUGGAUAUUCAAGAAGAAAAGGCUAAAAAUCAUCAUACUGAAGAAUAUAAAAUAGUACUAAACACAGCUGAAGGUGAAUUAGAUGAGAAAUCUGAUCUUAGUAAACAAUGUUUACUUAAAGAAUCAAUCUCCAGUUCAUCUUUUCAUUCCAACACAAAUAUAAGUAAAAUUCCUGAUUUAAAUUAUCAUGAAGACAAUGUGCCGAAUGAUAUAAAUGAUUCAUCCCAGAAAGUAGUGCCAGAAAAUGAGCAAGUUCCAGAGGAUGCAAAUACUAAUUCAGCAAAAACAACAGGGUUAUAUAACAUAGAAAAUUUGCAACACAAAUCAUUUUUUGAAGGAGCCUCUAAAACAGAAAUUCUAAGUUAUUUAGAAGAUGCCAAAUCUAGAGGCGUUGAUGAUUUAACAGAAGAAGAUAUUCAAAGUCUAAUAGAUAUAGAUACAUCUUCCAUAUUAUCAACAACAAAACAAGCAUCUCCUAUUGAAGAAGUUGUCCAAAGUACAAUUAACAUUUCUAAAGAUACUUCUGAUGAUAAUGAACCAUUAACUACUGCAGAUAUUGAAAGAAAUGAUAGUGGUGUAGGUACAGAAACAAGUAAGCCUCCAAGACUUAGAAGAUUGAUACUUCCAGGCUCUGAAGAAGUUUCUUGUGCUGACUGUGAUCUGCCUAUUGAUUCAUCAACAGAUAAUCAACUAAAUGGGCAUUUUUAUCCUCUUGUGUGUAAGAAAUGUGAAAAGAAACGUUCUGAAAGAAAAGAAAUUAUUGCAGAAAUUGUUGAAACAGAAUUUAAAUAUGGUCACGAUUUAAAAGUCAUAAAAGAGGAAUUUUAUUGUCCAAUGGAAGUUGCGGGGUUACUGACAAAAGUACAACUUCGGAGCAUAUUCCUUAAUUUGGAGGAAUUAAUGAGAGUAAAUGUGAAGUUUGCUGAGAAAUUAAAGGAUGCUUUAGAUAUUGCAGUUGAACAAGGUGAUGAAGAUUAUACCAAUGUAAAUAUUGGUAAAUUGUUUUUGGAAUCUUCUUCAAUGGUACAUGCAUUUGAAACAUAUUGUAUUCGACAGGGAGCUGCAUCCAUGUUGCUAGCCAAUUUAGAAAAAGAAAAAGAAUUAUUGCGGAUAUUUUUAAGAGUUUCACAGAUGGAAAAUACCUUAUUACGCAGAAUGAAUUUGCCAGCAUUUUUAAUGGUACCUGUACAGAGGGUCACAAAAUAUCCAUUAUUGCUCAAUCGUUUAUAUAAAGUAACUCCUUAUCAUCAUCAAGACAGGGAAUCUUUAAAAGAAGCACAACAAAAAAUUGAAUUUCAUUUAGAACACAUUAAUCAGCAAACGAAAGGAACUGGAUGUACGAAAAUCUGGCGACGAUUUUCUAAUAUAUCCGUUGCUGCACAUAGGAGGAUUACAAAUGGCAUCGAUAUAGGAAAUUUUAAACUGAGAAAGUUGGCUCUCGAAGUGUUGAGAUGGAAUAGAGAAGAAGUGAGGUUUGUUAUGGCAGGAAAAUUAAUGUAUGCCCAAGUUUCUGAUUACCCCUGGAUGAAGAAGAACAGGAAACUGAAAUAUACUUUGGUCCACGCAUUGUUAGCGACUCUGGGAAAACCAAAUUCGAAUUACAGGCCCGAACUGGCUUCAGAAGGUACAGUUCUUUUCCCAAAGAAUACCGGUAUAAGAGAUGCAACGCUGUUGCUGAUGAAGGAAAAAAAUGGAAGAUUCGUUCCUAUUAGAGAGCCACUUCAUUUAAGUAAUUGUGUCAUUACUAAUGGUAUUCAGAAUGGUGAUCAUUUUGAAGUUCAAGAAUAUUGUACAAAAGAAUCGUUUAAUUUUAAGGCAGAAACAACUUCAGAUACAAGAGAAUGGUUAAAACAACUGAGGUAUCACGCAAAGGAUCUGGGAACUUGGAGAAGACGCCGAAAUGCAUUAGCUAACAUUAUGAUUAAUGGAAUGACACGUUCAUAAAUACACUCUUGCUUGUUCCUUAAAAAAUAAGAUAAAGUACUAUUAACAAAAUAAAAAAAAUUGAUGGCAUUAUACAGCAUUAUAGCUGCUGGAAAGCUAUAAUUUGUAGAUAUUUAUAAAUUGGAUUUGUACAGUAACAUGUAAACUUAACUUUGUAAGUAUUUUAUUGAAUGUAAACAAUGCCAAUCUGCUAAAUGACUGCAGAUAUUUUAGUAUCUAGUCUAGUUCAAGAAAUUUACUGCAUUUGAAAAAAUUUUUUGUAUUUUUAUAUAUAAAGAAUUCUUUAGAAUAAAAUGUUAUUUAUGUCACAAAGUUGUAAUUAUAAAUAUAAGAUAAUUUUGCAGUGAAAUUAGAAUAUAAUCAAAAAAAAUUAAGUAUAUGGUAUUCAUUUUAUAACUGUAUAUUGACUGCACAAAUAGCAACAGAUUUUUGUUAAUACAUACAAUUCGCA